AUGGUGAGCAUAAAUGUUCCUUGGUUGCUCUGUCUCCACUUGUUGGUGUUUUUUGUUGGAAGUGUUGUGAAUGAAGAAGCAGAUGGGAUGAGUCUUCCUAUGUUCAUGUACCAAGAUUAUUCAUUUAAAGUGAAGAUUGGGAUUGGCACCUUCAAGAAUGCUAGAUACAUGAUGUAUGAUUUCAAGGUAGACAUUAGCAGUGACUUUCUUUGGUUGGAAUGCGAAGGUUGCACAAGUUGUUUUACACCCCCUAUAUUGGAUGCGAGUCCUUUUCCAUUGAAUAGUUCUAGCUCGGGAACUCGUACCAAUAAUAGUAUUAAUGUUAAGGAUGGACCAUACUAUUCAAUUAAGUAUCAUGAUGGUACAUCUAGUACAGGCUAUCUAGCAAGAGAAACUUUUAGUUUCAAUUCUACUUCUUAUAUGUCAUAUUUUUUUAAUCAAUACACAUUUACCUCAAACAACAUCUUGUUUGGCUGUGGUAUUGAAAAUGUGUUGGGAAGGAUUAAUAAUGGUGGUAGAAAAGUGAUAUUCUUAUCUGUACCUGGAGUAAUGGGUCUUGGUUGGGGGCCUCUCUCUUUUGUGGAACAGAUUAAUCCGGUCAGUAAAGGAAUGUUUUCAUAUUGCCUUCCAAUUGUAUUUAAUAAGACUGUGGUCAAAAAUUACUUGAGAUUUGGAAAUGAUAUACCAUUAAAUAAAGGAAAUAUAAUCAGUUCAACGUCAUUAAAAAGAAACAUGAAAGGUCAAGAGUACCAUUUGGAAAUGGUUGGGAUCAGCUUUAACGAUCAACGAUUAAAUAUUAGCAAUGACUUGUUUCGAUUAAAGAACAAUGGUGUUGGUGGUGGUGGUGGUGGAUGUAUUAUAAAUUUGAAGGAACCAUUAUCGCUUAUUAUUCAGCCUGCCUAUGAAGCAUUGAAAUAUGUUGUUAUUCAAUAUUUCUCCAAAAUCCCAGAACUAUUAAGGGUGGACAAAUUGGAAUUACCAUUUCCGUUUGAUCGAGAUCAAUUGUGUUACAGGAAUAAUUCCCAUAAACCAUUUGACCACAUCAAAUUUCCAACCAUUACGUUCCAUUUCAGUGGGGAACAAGCCAACUUAGUCCUAAACAAGGAGACAAUCUUUACUUCCUUCCGUUUGAGACCUUUUCUCCAUAUGUAUUUUUGUUUGGCUAUGCUUCCUAAUCCUAGUACCACUAUCAUUGGCGUGUAUCAACAAAUCGAUCAUCGAUUUGUGUAUGAUAGGAAUAAGAAGGAACUACUUUUCUAUCCUGAGAAUUGCUUGGAGAAUUCUUAA
This is a messenger RNA of Impatiens glandulifera, 1287 nucleotides long. RefSeq names its product aspartic proteinase nepenthesin-2-like. NCBI's taxonomy places the organism in Eukaryota, Viridiplantae, Streptophyta, Magnoliopsida, Ericales, Balsaminaceae. Bases 1 to 1287 code for a protein of 428 amino acids. The transcript has a single exon. The record is from RefSeq and is a predicted model, not a curated record. Gene Ontology annotation, cellular component: extracellular region.